Effrenium voratum is the source of this 1414-nucleotide messenger RNA. The record is from the annotation of a GenBank genome assembly. Lineage: Eukaryota; Dinophyceae; Suessiales; Symbiodiniaceae.
CAGCGCCCGCAUCACCACCGGCAUGACUGCCUCCCCAGGAGUCUCGCAGGAGGCGGCAAUUGCGGUCCUUGCCAUUCUCGGCGCCAAGGACCAUUAUGCCGCAAUGGAUGCCCCCAGAGACGCCUCAGUCGCGGAGCUGCGAAGAUGUUACCUCAAGGCCUCCGUGCUGGUACAUCCGGACAAGAAUCAACACCCGCAGGCCACUCGCGCCUUCCAGCGCGUGGCCGCCGCCUGGGCGGUGCUUUCGGAGGAGCAGAAGCGCUGGGCCUACGACCAGGAGCUCAUGGAGGGGGAGCAGAGCGACGACAUCCACAUGAGCCCCGACGAGGCCUUCGCCGCUUUCGCCUUUGCGGCCGCCUGUGCCGCUGGGGGCGGCUCCGCGGGCCUGGGGGACAUGGCAGAGACCUUGUUCUGGGCCCAGCAACUGGGCCAGGCCAACGCCCAGCGCCUCCCCGGCUUCGGCCCCGGCUUCGGCGGGAACGGCCUCAGCCUGGGCGGCUUCGGUGGCUUCGGCGGCUUCGGUGGGCCUCCGGCUGCCCCAGACGCGGUGGCAGCCACCUUCAACGGCAUCUGCCUCUCCGUGGGCCUCUACUCCGCGGGCUUGGCGGUGAGUCUGUUGGGCCUGCCACGCAUCGGCAGCUGCGCAAGGCGCCUGGCGGUAGUGCAGGGCAUCAGCCAAGUUGUCAUCGCUUCGCAGGCGCCAGCGGUUCGGGCCGCCUGCCAGAAGGCCACCGUGCAGGUGAAGGAGGCGGCAGGAGACUUUGCGGAGCAGCACCCGGACUUCUCGUCUUUGGCCUCGCGCCUGCAGAGCGAAGGGGCAAAGGUCGCCUGCAAGGCCAAGGAGACGGGCUUCGAGGCUGCGCAGACCAUCCGAGAGCUUGCGGACCAAACGUACCACAUGGACAGCGGCGCGUCCGAAUUUGAGGACUUCCGAGAGGCGGCGGGCCGUGUGAAGUCCGAGGGCGCCGCCGCGGCCGGCAAGGUGAAGCAGCUCAUGGACCGCAGCUGCGGCGCAGACUUCGGGUCCUGCCUCAGCUGGUCAGCCCCCGACAGCGAUGAAGAUGACGAAGAUGGCUGGUAUGCUGAAAAUCUCAGGCGGCGAAAGCAGAGAGACUGCUGGAAGCCGCGCGCGGGCAGCUGGGUAAAGCUUGCGAACCUUCAGAGAGCACGUCACUUAGAGGGCUCCCUGGGAGAGGUGCUCGCCUUCAACCGCGACAGCGGGCGCUAUCUGGUGCAGCUGAUCCCGCCCCGGCAGCCCAACGGUCCUGUCUUCCAGGGCGGUGAGCCAGAGACGGUGUCCAAGCUGGUGCUCAUCCAGAAUCUGCGGCCAGCUUUCGAGAGGACCUGGAAGCCGCCCGGCAACGAAUCGAACUUCAUCUGAGACCAAAAACUGCGGAGCGAGCCAGCGCGUCCA